UAUUCAAUUUGAAUAAUUCUUUCAGUAUUUUUACUUUACUUGUUAAUUAUCAAUCUCAUGGCUUUUAAAGCUGUAUCAUUUGUAUUUAAUACAAAUAAACUUAAUGUUUUUAGCAAAUUAUUUGAAACGAAAUACAGAAUGGGGUGUCUAAAAUACUCUUGUUAUUGAUGUAGGCUAAAUUAAUAUUCUAUCUUGGGAUUGCCAAGUUUAGUUCUUAUCCGGUUCAUUUAUCUUCGUUGGUGAAGGAGUACCAGUCCAAUGGCUGUAAAGAUUUUAGACGAAUCACACUUAGCCAUCAGUGCAAUAGUCACUGUGGCUAUGCAAUUGAUAUUCUUUGGAAUCGCCGCAGGCUACGAGUAUGAUAAAGUGGCUGAUUUCGCUGGAGGAACAAAUUUUAUUAUUAUCGCUCUUUUAACCUUCUUUCUUGGACAAAACUCAUUUAAACCGAGCUAUGAUAGUCGCCAGCUAAUGGUGACAGCGUUUGUGUGCCUGUGGGGAUUCCGGCUCUCCUGCUACCUUCUCUACCGCAUUGUGCAGAUCGGACGAGAUGCUAAAUUUGACGACAGACGGAGCAACACUAUUCGAUUUGCCGUCUUCUGGACGUUUCAGGCAAUCUGGGUGUUCGUGGUGAGCCUGCCUGUGAUUUUCAUCAACGCGCCGCACAAUUCGAUAUCUCGCGGAGCUCCCAAAACGAUGACACCACUCGACUCCACUGGCACCGGCAUGUUCUUCACCGGUCUCAUCAUCGAAACCUACGCCGACCUCCAGAAGUUCUCAUUUCGUCAAGAUCCGGCCAAUAAGGGCAAAUGGUGUAACGAUGGACUAUGGCAAAUGUCGAGGCAUCCGAAUUAUUUCGGUGAAAUUCUUUUGUGGUGGGGAAUAUUCGUGAUCUCGUUGAAUGUGAUCGAGGGAGAGGAGUGGGCCGUUAUUGCCAGUCCAUUGUUCACAACUCUCAUAAUUCUGUUCAUCUCUGGGAUGCCUCCUCUUGAGCGCUCCUCCGACUUCAAAUAUAGAAGGUAAACCUCAUUGCUCUUAUUUCCUCA
This is a messenger RNA of Nilaparvata lugens (brown planthopper), 1043 nucleotides long. RefSeq lists its product as uncharacterized. Gene Ontology annotation, molecular function: oxidoreductase activity, acting on the CH-CH group of donors. Gene Ontology annotation, biological process: lipid metabolic process. NCBI's taxonomy places the organism in Eukaryota, Metazoa, Arthropoda, Insecta, Hemiptera, Delphacidae. The record is from RefSeq and is a predicted model, not a curated record. Bases 259 to 1020 code for a protein of 253 amino acids. Gene Ontology annotation, cellular component: membrane. The transcript has 5 exons.